AGACACUCACAGCUGUUUGGACAUCAGACUGAUCAUCUUUAAAAGGCGAAAGUUGUCACCAUGAGUUCCGAAAAGACAAAAGUGGAAGACGAAGCAGUCUUGGACAGAGGAGCGUCCUUUGUCAAGCAUGUCUGCGAUGAGGAGGAAGUAGAGGGUCACCACACUGUAUACAUUGGUGUGCAUGUUCCCAAGAGCUACCACCGGAGGAGACGCCACAGACGCAAGUCGAGCCACAAGGAGAAGCGGGAACGACCCGAACAGAGUACGGAAGAAUACAAGUCAGAUGGGGAGAACGCAGACGAAUCCGCUGCACACACCCUCAAACCUCUCAUCUCUCCAGCGGAGAGGAUCAGGUUUAUCCUGGGAGAGGAGGACGAUGGCCCCCCACCUCCUCAGCUUUUCACCGAGCUGGACGAGCUGCUGUCUGUGGACGGGCAGGAGAUGGAGUGGAAGGAGACUGCCAGAUGGAUCAAGUUUGAGGAAAAGGUGGAGAAAGGCGGCGAGCGCUGGAGUAAGCCUCACGUGGCCACACUGUCCUUACACAGCCUGAUGGAGCUCAAAAUGUGCAUCGAGAAGGGCACAAUCAUGCUGGACCUGGAGGCCACCACGCUGCCGCAGGUUGUGGAGAUGAUCACCGACAGCCAGAUUGAGACCGGUCAGUUGAAGGCAGAAGUGAAGGAGAAGGUCAUGUACACGCUGCUACGAAAGCAUCGCCACCAGACCAAGAAGUCCAACUUGCGCUCCCUUGCAGAUAUUGGAAAGAGUGUUUCCAGUGCAAGUAGGCUGUUUUCCAGCCAGGAAAAUGGUAGUCCAACUACUGCCCAUCGAAACCUCACCUCCAACAGCCUGAGUGACUUCUCUGACAAGCCAGAGAAGGAUCAGUUGAAGAAUAAGUUCAUGAAAAAACUGCCCCGAGAUGCCGAAGCAUCAAACGUGCUGGUCGGAGAGGUAGAUUUCCUGGAAACUCCCUUUGUGGCAUUUGUUCGUCUGCAGCAGGCUGUCAUGCUGGGGGCUCUCACCGAAGUCCCAGUGCCCACAAGAUUUCUCUUUGUGCUGCUGGGCCCUAAAGGUAAAGCCAAGUCCUACCAUGAGAUUGGAAGAGCCAUUGCCACCCUGAUGUCAGAUGAGGUUUUCCAUGAUAUCGCCUAUAAAGCGAAGGACAGGCAGGACCUGCUGGCUGGUAUUGAGGAGUUUCUGGAUGAGGUCAUCGUCCUGCCUCCUGGCGAGUGGGACCCUGAUAUCAGGAUAGAGCCACCCAAGUCUCUGCCCUCCUCGGACAAGAGGAAGAACAUGUAUGCUGGAUUAGACCCACCUCAGAUGAAUGGUGACACUCCCCAUGAUGCAGGACAUGGAGGGGGAGGGGGACACCAGGUUGGAGAGGAGCUUCAGUGCACUAGAAGGUUUUGUGGAGGUCUUGUCCUGGAUAUCAAGCGGAAACUGCCAUUUUUUGCCAGUGACUUCUAUGAUGCGCUAAAUAUCCAGUCUCUGUCAGCCAUCCUGUUCAUCUACCUGGGCACAGUCACCAAUGCAAUCACAUUUGGAGGUUUGCUAGGAGAUGCGACUGACAACAUGCAGGGAGUGUUGGAGAGUUUCCUGGGUACAGCACUGACAGGAACAGUGUUCUGUUUGCUGUCUGGUCAACCCUUGACUAUUCUCAGCAGCACAGGCCCGGUGCUCGUCUUCGAAAGGCUCCUCUUCCACUUCAGCCGAGACAAUAACUUCAACUACCUUGAGUUCCGGCUGUGGAUCGGCCUGUGGUCGGGUUUUUUCUGUCUGGUGCUGGUCGCCACAGACGCCAGCUUCCUGGUGCAGUACUUCACACGCUUCACCGAGGAAGGUUUUUCUGCGCUCAUCAGCUUCAUCUUCAUUUAUGAUGCCUUCAAAAAGAUGAUAAAGCUGGCGCACCACAACCCAAUUAACGCCAAGUACAAUCCAGACCUCAUCACUCACUACGACUGCCAGUGCAUGCCUGGAAACUCAUCAGAACUCCUUGAUGUCUCUGCCCUGACAAACAGUACUGCUCUGCCGGUAAAUGCCACCUGGGAGUCCCUGGACAUGGAGCAGUGUAAGGUCUUCGGAGGGCAGCUGGUCGGAGAGGCCUGUGGCUACGUGCCUGACAUCACCCUGAUGUCUUUCAUCUUGUUCUUUGGGACCUACACCUGCUCCAUGGGUCUGAAGAAGUUCAAGACGAGCCGCUUCUUCCCCACCACAGUGAGGAAGCUCAUCAGCGACUUCGCGAUCAUCUUGGCCAUUCUUCUCUUCUGCGGCGUGGACGCCUUUGUUGGUGUGGGCACUCCAAAGCUCAUAGUGCCAAGUGAAUUCAAGCCCACAAAUCCAAAGAGGGGCUGGUUUAUUCCUCCAUUUGGAGGUAACCCUUGGUGGGUGUACCUUGCAGCUGCACUCCCCGCUCUGCUGGUCACCAUUCUGAUAUUUAUGGAUCAGCAGAUCACUGCCGUGAUUGUCAACAGGAAAGAGCACAAACUCAAGAAAGGGGCAGGGUAUCACUUGGACCUGUUCUGGGUGGCUGUCCUGAUGAUUAUCUGCUCUUUCAUGGGCCUGCCUUGGUAUGUUGCUGCCACUGUCAUCUCCAUUGCCCACAUUGAUUCUCUGAAAAUGGAGACGGAGACAUCGGCCCCCGGAGAGAUGCCCAAAUUUCUUGGUGUCAGGGAGCAAAGAGUCACCGGUAUCUUUGUGUUCCUCCUGACGGGACUCUCUGUCUUCAUGGCCCCUAUCCUCAAGUUCAUUCCCAUGCCUGUGCUGUAUGGUGUGUUCCUCUACAUGGGUGUGGCGUCACUCAACGGCGUCCAGUUCAUGGAUCGCCUGCAGCUGCUCCUGAUGCCAGCCAAGCACCAGCCAGACCUCAUCUACCUGCGGCACGUCCCCCAGAGACGCAUCCACCUCUUCACCUUCAUCCAGGGCCUGUGUUUGGCUCUCCUCUGGAUCCUCAAGUCUACAGUAGCCGCCAUCGUCUUCCCUGUCAUGAUCUUGGCGUUGGUUGCUGUUCGAAAGGCCAUGGACUACGUCUUCUCCCAACAUGACCUCAGCUAUCUGGAUGACGUCAUCCCAGAGAAGGACAAAAAGAAGAAAGAGGACGAGAAGAAAAAGAACAAGAAGAAGAAGGGAAGCAUCGAUAGUGAAAUGGAAUUUUCUGACUAUCCCUACCAUGAAAAUAUACCCAGUAUAAAAAUCUCUAUGGAUAUGAUGGAGCAGGAGCCCAUGUUGGGGGAUAAAUCUUUGAAUAGAGAUCAGUCGCAGACUCUCCUUAACACGCAUUCUCCGUGCUGAACAGUACUUUGAGUCACCCACAGUGGCAGAGUAAGUGAAUACCAGCUGCCAUUCGCAUCAUGGAAGGAAAUGCACAAGGAGUUCUUGGUGUAUGAUUCUGAGUUCAUGAGACACCACAUUUAUAUCACGCUAUAUCUCUUCUUGCUCUUUCAGUCUUGACAGAGGUUCUUAUAAUGGCUUGCCUCAAACUCGAAUAGACCAAGACACUGAGGACAAUGGUUUCUUCUGGAGGAAGGGCUCUGAUACUGAUCUGUGAAUGCAUUAACCUAAGAUACCAGCACAAUAUAAGAAACCUAAUUUUAUACUGUACCAUUUCAGGAUGGUAUUUUUAAUCUUAAUCAUGUGAGGAUUUCAAUCACAGUGGCUGGAAAUAUUUGUCUUAAAAUUGAGAAAUGCUUUGGGGGUACUGAAUUUUAAUGUGGAAGCGACAAGAUCCGUUUGAUCAUUUUUCAUCUGCAUGACUGCUUGCAUAAAACAAAGGGCUACUAAAGGUCAUCUGUAUGCAGUUUUUCUGGGACAUUAAUAUCUUAUUAAUGCAUAUGCUAAUAAUUUAUCAAGUGUCCAAGUAAAGAUGUCCAGGAUAGGUUUGUAGAGUAGAAUGCAGAUGGUUUUCACACCAACCAGACCAAGUUUUAUUUCAUGCUGUACAUAUUAGGAGUUCCCUGCAAGUUUUGUUUUUAGAUUAUUCCAAAGAACAGGAAACAUAACUGGCCUCUCUGAUAGUACAGUUUUUAUAGUCUUAAGUUAAAAAACAAAGUGGAGGUAUACUGCAUGUUCAGGAGACACACACAUGAGAAAUCCUCCUCUUCUUGUUGUGAACAAAAAGGUCAUCUAUGUGCAGUCAUGGGCGGACAUUUAUUUUGUAUUCAUGGGCAUAUUCAUUAUUUAUCAAGCAUCCAUCUGAGGCUGCAUAUUCAUAAAAUACAUCACAGAAGUUAAUGUAAGAAUAACCCAUUUGUUUCAGUUUGGCAAGUAAAUGGUUCAGCACUGUACAAACUGGAACAACCCCCCUCCCCCCAUAUUUAUUAUAUUUAAAGACUUGGCAAAUUUUUAUUUGUCGUUUGAAUCUGGAGUAUUACCAUUUAACUUCCCAAUUAAUGCAAAUUUGAAGAUAUUCUUUCUCAGUGGUCUGUAUCCACUCAGCUGUCUUUUCCCUGUUUUAGGGAGAUAUAGAUGUAUUAUAUCUGUUUUGUAGCUCUACCUCUUAUUUCUCUGUAGGUGCCAGGCAUUAUAUAUAAAGAAAAACAUCUGUUGUGCAAUUAUUUGUAUUUAAACACUGAUUUUUUUUUUCAACUGGCACUGCAUAGGAUCUCUGAAUCUCCACUUUGAGUUCCUUUUUGCUCAGUGACACUUAAGAAAUUGUAUUUUUGUUUUGUUUGUUUGUCAAUAUGAAAUAUGUACGAUUUUUUGUUGCAGUGUUUUUAAAGGGGGUUAUUCCAUCUAAAUUACUUGUUAGGUUUUUUUCUUCAAAACCAAAAAAUGUUAAUUUAACAAUUUCUAUAUAUACAAGGUAAAAUCAAACAUGAAAAUCAAAAUGAUCUGAUGAUUGAAACACAUCAGUAUAAUAUGUUAUUUCCUUCAUGUGUCAUGUACUGUAGUGGGGAAAAAGUGGUGACCUUUUUCUUUUGAACCCAUCUCAAACGAUGAGCGCAGUUUGA
Scomber japonicus (chub mackerel) is the source of this 4943-nucleotide messenger RNA. RefSeq names its product electrogenic sodium bicarbonate cotransporter 1-like. The transcript has 25 exons. Lineage: Eukaryota; Metazoa; Chordata; Actinopteri; Scombriformes; Scombridae. The record is from RefSeq and is a predicted model, not a curated record. Gene Ontology annotation, cellular component: plasma membrane; basolateral plasma membrane. Gene Ontology annotation, molecular function: sodium:bicarbonate symporter activity; solute:inorganic anion antiporter activity; monoatomic anion transmembrane transporter activity. Gene Ontology annotation, biological process: regulation of intracellular pH; monoatomic anion transport; transmembrane transport. The coding region runs from base 61 to 3285 and encodes 1074 amino acids.